Molecule: messenger RNA, 824 nt
Organism: Physcomitrium patens
Lineage: Eukaryota; Viridiplantae; Streptophyta; Bryopsida; Funariales; Funariaceae
Product: large ribosomal subunit protein uL6
Biological process (GO): cytoplasmic translation
Cellular component (GO): cytosolic large ribosomal subunit; ribosome
Molecular function (GO): rRNA binding; structural constituent of ribosome
Source: RefSeq, a predicted model, not a curated record
CAGCGGCGGCUGCGAGGGGGAGCUCUUUCUCGCCUGCGCGCUUUGUGUGUGAUGCUGCUGCGAGCUGCGGCUGCUGCCCUGCUGCGUUUCUUCUUGCCUUCAUCCGGCUUCGUCCCCUUUCUCGGCUGCAGCCAUGAAGACCAUUCUGUCUACCCAGACUAUGGACCUUCCCGAGGGAGUCAAGGUCGAAAUUAAGGCCAAGCAGAUUAGGGUUUCGGGUCCUCGCGGUACGCUCACUCGUAACUUCAAGCACCUGAACCUCGACUUCCAGCUGCAGGAGGGCGGCCGUAAGCUUCAGGUCGAUGCUUGGUUUGGCACCCGCAAGACCAUGGCUGCAAUUCGCACUGCCAUCAGCCAUAUCAACAACUUGAUCACCGGUGUUACCAAGGGUUACCGCUACAAGAUGAGGUUUGUGUACGCCCAUUUCCCCAUCAACGCCAGCAUUGGUGGUGACAAGGAUAACAUCGAGAUCAGGAAUUUUCUGGGCGAGAAGAAGGUACGGAAGGUAGACAUGCUUCAAGGUGUGACUGUUACCCGUUCAGAGAAGGUUAAGGAUGAGCUGGUUUUAGAAGGAAACGAUAUUGAGCUUGUAUCUCGAUCUUGCGCUUUGAUCAACCAGAAAUGCCACGUGAAGAAGAAAGACAUCAGGAAGUUUUUGGAUGGUGUCUACGUUAGUGACAAGGGAACCAUGGAUGCGGAGUAAAAUCGUGUAAUCCAUCUCCAAAGGCCACUUCAAUCCUCCCUUCAAUUUGGGACUUUUGUGCUGAGCAUUGCUCUGGAAAGGGUGAUUAAUGUAUUUUAUCGAGAAUCCUUGCAUGCCUUCA